Messenger RNA from Raphanus sativus (radish), 2263 nucleotides. RefSeq names its product potassium transporter 5-like. The transcript is spliced from 5 exons. Gene Ontology annotation, biological process: potassium ion transmembrane transport. Gene Ontology annotation, molecular function: potassium ion transmembrane transporter activity. Gene Ontology annotation, cellular component: membrane. The record is from RefSeq and is a predicted model, not a curated record. NCBI's taxonomy places the organism in Eukaryota, Viridiplantae, Streptophyta, Magnoliopsida, Brassicales, Brassicaceae. The coding region runs from base 1 to 1962 and encodes 653 amino acids.
AUGUUGUACAUGGUGAAGCAUAUGAUCAAGUUGGUGAACACAGGAGGAACAUUUGCAUUGUACUCAUUGAUAUGUCGGUAUGCAAAAACGGGACUUAUCCCAAACCAAGAGCCAGAAGAUAGAGACCUCUCAAACUACACACUUGAACUUUCAAGCACACAGCACAGAAGAGCCCAUAAGAUCAAAGAGAAGCUCGAGAAUUUCAAAUUCGCUAAGAUCACACUUUUCCUUGUCACUAUUAUGGGCACCUCCAUGGUUAUUGGUGAUGGUAUUCUUACUCCUUCAAUCUCAGACACGGUCGUUGGUGUUUCAGUUGCAAUCUUGAUCCUGCUAUUCGCAUUUCAGCGUUUUGGAACGGAUAAAGUUGGAUUCUCAUUUGCCCCUAUCAUCCUCCUAUGGUUCACAUUUCUGACCGGAAUUGGGCUCGCUAAUCUGUUCAAGCAUGAUUUUACUGUUUUAAAAGCACUUAAUCCAUUCUAUAUUAUUCACUACUUUACAAGAAACGGUAGAAAGGGCUGGAUUUCCCUCGGAGGUGUCUUCCUAUGCAUCACUGGAACGGAGGCCAUGUUUGCUGAUCUAGGUCAUUUCAGUGUUCGAGCCGUACAGACUAGUUUCUCAUGCAUCGUGUAUCCAGCGCUGUUAACAAUAUAUUGUGGGCAGGCUGCAUACCUCACUAAACAUACUUCCAACGUGACAAAUAUUUUCUACGACUCUAUCCCAGAUCCGUUUUACUGGCCAACAUUUGUGGUGGCGGUGGCAGCAUCGAUUAUAGCAAGCCAAGCUAUUAUAUCAGGUGCCUUCUCGGUCAUCUCGCAGUCUCUACGUAUGGGUUGUUUCCCUCUAGUGAAAGUGGUUCACACGUCCGCUAAAUACGAGGGACAAGUCUACAUCCCCGAGAUCAACUACUUCCUCAUGCUGGCAUGUGUGGGUGUUACGCUCGCCUUCAGGACCACCGAGAAGAUAGGACAUGCCUAUGGAAUCGCGGUGGUAACCGUCAUGGUCAUUACGACUUUCAUGGUGACUCUCAUAAUGCUCGUUAUUUGGAAGACCAACAUAGUGUGGAUCGCUAUGUUCUUGAUAAUCUUCGGCUCCAUAGAGAUGUUGUACCUUUCUUCGGUUAUGUACAAGUUCAAGAGCGGUGGUUAUCUACCGCUUGCAAUCACGGUAGUUUUGAUGGCAGUGAUGGCGGUUUGGCAAUACGUUCACGUCCUUAAGUACGGGUAUGAACUCAGGGAGAAGAUUUCUGGUGAAACCGCUAUACAAAUGGCUACAAGUCCUGACAUAAACCGGGUUCCAGGCAUGGCUCUAUUUUACACGGAGCUUGUUCACGGUAUAACUCCGUUGUUUUCUCACUAUAUCUCAAAUCUUUCUUCGGUCCAUACGGUUUUCGUCUUGAUAUCGAUCAAGUCGCUUCCCGUGAGCCGUGUCACACCGUCGGAACGGUUCUUUUUCCGUUUCGUGGAGCCCAAGGAUUUCGGGAUGUUUCGAUGUGUUGUGAGGUAUGGUUACAAGGAAGACAUCGAAGAGCCAGAGGAGUUCGAGCGUCAGUUUGUUCUUUCCUUAAAGGAGUUCGUCCAUCAAGAGUACUUCAUUUCCGGAGGUGAAGUGGAAGAGACGGAGAACGAGGAGGAAACAAAUGUUCAGGCUACACCUGUGCCUUUGUCUAAUCCUUCUUCUGGGCGGAUUGUGUCUGCACUUUCAUCUUCCUCGGACAAAAUUAGGUCGGGAAGGGUGCAAUCUGUGGAUUAUCAUAAGGAUUUGGUGGAGAAAGCUAGUGAGAAAGGAAUGGUUUAUCUGAUGGGUGAGACUGAGAUUACAGCGGAUAAAGAUUCUUCUUUCUUUAAGAAGUUUAUAGUGAACCAUGCUUACAAUUUCUUGAAGAAAAAUUGCCGAGAAGGAGACAAAGCACUUGCAAUUCCAAGGUCGAAGCUUCUUAAGGUUGGCAUGACUUAUGAACUAUAAGAUGUCCUAACUUGUCUAUUUUCUUUGUGUGUUUUUGUGUGUUUUUCUCUGUGAGUUUUUUACGUGUGGUCCAAUUCACUGUGAUCUAAAUUCUCUAUGACCAUGUUUAAGCGAAGCUUGGUUUGUUUUUUUUUUUUACUUUUGAUUAUGGUACUGUGUAUGGUGAUCUUUUUGGUUUGUGAAUGUCUUUUUCUAUUAUAAAAAUCAAAUUUCAAAGAAGAUUAUGGUACAUAAGUGUAUGGUGAUCUUUUUGGUUUGUCAAUGUCAAUCUGUAUUUAUUGUAAGAGAUUAUAAAAACCAA